This is a messenger RNA of Prunus dulcis (almond), 654 nucleotides long. Its product is annotated as mitochondrial pyruvate carrier 4-like. Gene Ontology annotation, cellular component: mitochondrial inner membrane. NCBI's taxonomy places the organism in Eukaryota, Viridiplantae, Streptophyta, Magnoliopsida, Rosales, Rosaceae. The record is from RefSeq and is a predicted model, not a curated record. The transcript has 6 exons. The coding region runs from base 130 to 459 and encodes 109 amino acids. Gene Ontology annotation, biological process: pyruvate import into mitochondria.
AUUGAGCUGAUAUAUAUGGACAACGUAAUUCUCAGAAUAUUUGCUUCUUAGAAAGACGGAGUUCGAUCAUAAUCUGAUUUUGCUACUUUAUCCAACCUAGGAGCUGUGAAGGGGGAAGAAUUUGAUAUCAUGGCAAAUUCUAAGCUGCAAGCAAUUUGGAACCACCCAGCCGGCCCAAAAACUAUUCAUUUUUGGGCCCCAACUUUUAAAUGGGGUCUAACCAUUGCAAAUAUUCUUGACUCCUCAAAACCACCUGAGGACUUAUCGUAUGCUCAGCAAUCAGUCCUUGCAUGCAGUGGACUUAUAUGGGCAAGAUACAGCACAUUAAUUAAACCAAAGAACUGGAAUCUUGUCAGUGUCAAUCUUGGGAUGUCUCUAACUGCCCUGUUUCAACUGUCACGUAAAAUUCAGCAUGACUCAUCAGUCAAAAACCAGCAAGCUUCUGCAGAAGAAGAAUAAAGACAAUUUCACUUCAACUUAUUGUAUAUUAACUUGGCAUGCUGGUUUCUAGCUAGACAGACUUGUUCUAGUCACGUAAAAUUAUUAUUACUUAGAGUAAAACAUAAUCUUUCUCAUGGAUUAUUGUUGGAUUAUGUUUGAACCUCAUGGUUCAAUUGAGGCCAACGAAAAAUUUAACCUCAUCGAUUGCUUCUU